Paraglomus occultum is the source of this 975-nucleotide messenger RNA. Lineage: Eukaryota; Fungi; Glomeromycota; Glomeromycetes; Paraglomerales; Paraglomeraceae. The record is from the annotation of a GenBank genome assembly.
AUGUCUGCAAAAAACCAGACAGAGUUCGAAAAGUUGUUAUAUAGUUUAUUAGAAAAGAAGCCACCUGGAACAAGUGCGUCGAGGAUAAAAGAAUUAACAAAGAUCGCACUCAAUAGUCCGAAGGUAUUAGGUGGGAAACACAGGAGAGCGGAGAGCGGGAGAGAACAAGAAGUGUGCAAAGCGGAUGAAAUCGAAAAUGUGUGCAUGCAGAGAGAAUACAAACAAAUCGCUCAUUGUGUGCAGAAAUUCAUUCAUCGCUGUGCAUCAGAAUACAAACUUGGUGGUUUAUACGUCCUCGAUUCGAUAACUCAGGCUGCACACCGACAGAAAACCGAAAAUGGAGACGUACCUACAUGGGCGGUAGAGUAUUUGGACAGAUUUGAAAAAGGACUGGAAGACCUGUUUGUUAAUAUUAUGCAGUGUCCUGAAAGAGACAAGGAAAAGGUUAAGAAAGUUCUCGAUAUCUGGAUCAAACGACAUGGAAUUUAUGAAGAUGACCUUUUACAGAGAAUAAAAACUCGUUAUUUUUCCGAAGGUGAUACCGCCGAUGGUGGCUCGACUAUUAAUGCGCGAGAUCCGAGACUAAGAAGCGGAAACGAUGGAAAUACCCUGCUUGGUGCGAAUUCUGGCGCUACUUCACAGGCUCAACUAAACGGUACUUCGUCUCAAGCACUCGACCAAUCCACCCUCCUCCGAACAUUAACCACGCUAAACUCACUUACACAAGGCAACCUAAAGAUUCCUUCGCUAUUAACUGAUUCUAUAUCCUCCCUCCAGAGUAGCUCAAAUAACAUAGGCACAGGAUCAAAUGCUGGACAAGGAUUUAUAGGAGUUAACGGACAUUUAGCACAAGAAGGAAUGCAAGGUGUUUUGCCAGUAUUACAAGGACCAUUGCCACAGCAACCACCGUCACAAACGCAUCCACAAAUAGCAAACUCGGCGCAGUGUCAUCAGAUUAACGGUAACAGAAGUUGA